Messenger RNA from Drosophila bipectinata, 1133 nucleotides. Its product is annotated as ester hydrolase C11orf54 homolog. Lineage: Eukaryota; Metazoa; Arthropoda; Insecta; Diptera; Drosophilidae. Gene Ontology annotation, molecular function: zinc ion binding; hydrolase activity, acting on ester bonds. The record is from RefSeq and is a predicted model, not a curated record. Gene Ontology annotation, cellular component: nucleus.
GAUGGCCUCCCAGCUAGUCGCAUUAGUGCCUCCAGCCAGGCAAGACCCUGGAAGCCAUAUCGUAAAAGUGCCGGAGAUAACAUGAGCCAGAGUCACCUUCAAACGGAUCAGCUGCUGUUCGAGGAGAAGCCUCUUCAUGUUCCGCCCCUUCAGGAGCUUCAAAGUGUUAUACAGGGUGCUCUGGUCAGCAAUUUUGGUCAUGUGGAUGUCAGUGUAGUGGCCUGUCCGGACCUGAAAGGAUCGCAGUUCGGUCUUGUGGAAAGAGGCUUGGGCGGCAAGCCCACACUCUUGGAAGCAGGAGGUCCUCCCUAUUUGCGGCCUCUAGUGCAACGCGACAAGCUCUACAACCUCAAGGAGAUCACCCGGAAGAUUCAGGGGCCGGGAAAGAUCUUUGCUGUGGGUGCCGGGGCAGGUCCUUGGCCCAUUCGAGGCUCCAACUGCGAGGGCAUCUUCAACCUGUCCGUGAGCGAAGAGGACAAGCUGACGAAUGGCAGCUACACAGCCACCGUCAGAGGAGAAAAGGAGGAAUGUGUUCUGGAGAAGAUCUCUGACUCCGAGCCACGCUGUGCCCUUAUCCUAAACCUCUUCCUGAGCCAGGGACAGCCUGGUGAGGUGCUCAAAAUCACAGCCAAGCAACGUACCGGAGAGCAGAACUUCAUCGAGUGCAUUCGCAAGGGCCUGGAGCAGCACUACCAGGACAAGCCCGUUGGCUUGGGUGGUAUCUUCCUCAUAAAGAAAGGCAAGGUCCACCAGCACGUGAUGCGGGACUUUAGCAAGACCCCCAUCUACACCACCGAGCAGAUCCAGCAGUGGCUCAAGUUCUACGAAAUGCCGUCCCAACUAAAUGCCCUGGGCACCUUGGUGACGAAGGAUCUGGGACUGGACUUGCGGCUGCAGCACUUCCACUCCUUCUCCUUCACCAACUGGGGCGGGCACUAUCACUACGACACCACUCCGGACAUAGUGGAGUACGAGGCGUACCUGAACGUGGCGGAGCGGGUGGUGCGAGUGGACAGACCCCGGCUAACGGAUCAGUUGGGACGGGACUAAGUGGUCAGGUGAUGUCUUCGCACCUGCCGAAUCCAUCAAGACCUGUUAAUAAGCGAGCCUAAAAUAAAUGCCUUCUCAGAAAA